Messenger RNA from Haliotis rufescens (red abalone), 1979 nucleotides. RefSeq names its product histamine H3 receptor-like. The record is from RefSeq and is a predicted model, not a curated record. The transcript is spliced from 2 exons. Gene Ontology annotation, biological process: adenylate cyclase-activating adrenergic receptor signaling pathway. The coding region runs from base 351 to 1367 and encodes 338 amino acids. NCBI's taxonomy places the organism in Eukaryota, Metazoa, Mollusca, Gastropoda, Lepetellida, Haliotidae. Gene Ontology annotation, molecular function: G protein-coupled acetylcholine receptor activity. Gene Ontology annotation, cellular component: plasma membrane.
ACGACGUCGGCGUCGACUACGUCUUCUACUACUACCUUAUAAUACACAUGCUGAGACGUUAAUGAAUCAAGAUUAGCUCCAACCGUGUCCCCGGUAUACACGGUCUCUAGCAAUGUAAUUAGUUGUAUGUUUUGUGUAUCAUUAAGACUUGGUCGAUGACCCCGCCUAGAGAGGAGGGUCCAGCGUUGGGAGGCUGAUGUCACGUCCACAUCUCCGACGGAGAGGUAAGAAGCGUUUGUUUCACGUGCACGGUGGGAUGUGAGACUGUGGACAACGAACGUCUUGGACGACCGGUAUACAAGUUGCAGGCGGCAAACUGCACGACUUCGGCGACUUUUAAAGAUACCACGAUGUCUAACAUCACCGACUCGACGGGUCCCUUCCUGUUGGGAACUCCCGCUGCCAUCACCAUAGCAACGUUCACGAGCAUCAUGGGUGUCCUGACGACGGCAGAGAACCUGAUGGUGUUCCUGGCAUUUGCCACUAACAGUUCCUUGAGGAAGUUCUCCGACUACUUCAUCCUGAACCUGGCCGUGGCAGACUUUCUGAUUGGUUGUGUCUGCAUCCCUCCCUAUAUUCCCUACCUGCUGACAGGAGUAUGGGAGCCCGGCAGGGCCUUCUGCAAGAUAUGGCUUCUAUUUGACUAUAUAUGCCCUGCUGCAUCCACCAUCAACAUCUGCAUUAUCAGCAUUGACCGCUACUUGCAGGUAGCUUUCCCUUUCAAGUACAGAGCCAGACAAACCACGACGAUGCGGAUGGUGAUGAUGUUGAUCCCGUGGAUCAUCGCAGGGCUGACGUACCUGCCUUCCAUCCUGUUCUGGGAGCUGUGGACUGGGCUCGAUACCAUUCCCCACAAAGUGUGUUUCGUGCCAUACUACUACACCUUUGAGUACGCCAUAUUUGCGUCCAUGGUCGAGUUCGUCAUGCCAUUCACUGUUGUGGGGGCCUUCAACAUCCUGAUCUUCAUCCUCAUCCGUAAACGCUCCAGGGGGAUAUUAGGACAGAGCAAAGUCGAGCCCAUGAAGCAGGUUCAGGGAGAAGCGACAAAGAAUACACAGACGUCAGGGCCAGCGAAACCGUCCCUAGCGAAGGACAAGAAAGCAGCACGUUCCUUAUUUAUCCUUGUGUUGGUCUUUGGCAUCUGCUGGAUGCCCUACGAGGUGUGUGCGCUCAUCUCCAGCGUCUGUGCCGACUGCAUCAACCCCGUCUUCUUCGAGUUCACUUUCUGGAUGCUGUGGGUAAACUCCACCAUCAAUCCCAUCCUCUACCCACUGCUGCACAAGCGCUUCAGGGAUGCGUUCUUUAAGCUAAUUGGGCUCCAAGCCAGAAAUUCAGCCAGGGUCGCAACAGUGGCCACAGUGCAGUAAGUGAACGACAUCGUCGACGGUGGCCCAGGACAUACCACCUCAUGAUAUUAUAUAACUAUGGUUGUGUUCAUCAACAGUGGCCACAGUGCAGGUGUGAACGACAGCGUCGACGGUGGCCCAGGACAUACCACAGCAUGAUAUCAUAUAACUAUGAUUGUGUUCAUCAGCAGUGGCCACAGUGCAGGUGGUGGACGACGGCGUCGACGGUGGCCCAGGACAUACCACAGCAUGAUAUUAUAUAACUAUGAUUGUGUUCAUCAACAGUGGCCACAGUGCAGGUGUGAACGACAGCGUCGACGGUAGCCCAGGACAUACUACCAUGAUAUUACUUCGUGCUCAGCAGAAAACCUCUGAAAUGUUCGGCCAUACUUGACUCACAAUCUGUACUUGCUGUUAUAUAUUCGUUCAAUUUCACAUUCAGUGAGACCAGUGCUUGAAGCUGUGACUCCUUACGCACAGCACCCGGGUUCGAUUCCCCGCAGGGGUACAAUGUGUGAAGCCCAUUCCUUGCAUCCACCCGCCAUGAUACGGCGUUCAGAGCGAGGCAACUUCUUCACAUAUCGGGGCGGCGGGGUGGCCUUGUGGUUAAAGCGUUCGCGCGUCACGCCGAAC